This is a messenger RNA of Ruditapes philippinarum (Manila clam), 4032 nucleotides long. Its product is annotated as receptor-type tyrosine-protein phosphatase mu-like. NCBI's taxonomy places the organism in Eukaryota, Metazoa, Mollusca, Bivalvia, Venerida, Veneridae. The transcript is spliced from 20 exons. Gene Ontology annotation, molecular function: protein tyrosine phosphatase activity. Gene Ontology annotation, biological process: protein dephosphorylation. The record is from RefSeq and is a predicted model, not a curated record. The annotation marks the transcript as partial.
CCACAUAAUCAUGGUUUUAGGUGUUCUUUCAACUGUGAUGGUAAUUGUUUAAAUAGUGAAUGCGAUGAUGAUACUGGAUAUUGUACACAAUGUAAAUCUGGUUUCUAUGGAUAUAAAUGUCAACACAAUUGCAGUGUAUGUGAAAAUGAACGUUGUGAUUUACGUACAUGUUCGAGUGGUUGUGCAGCUGGAUAUUAUGAGUAUAAAGCCGAACUCGAAACAAUAUGUCAAAAUUGUCCGUCAAAUUGUAAACAUUGUAAUGAUGGGAAAACAUGUUUCCUUUGCCAUCAUGGUUUUCACCUCUAUAAGUUUAAUGACAAUGUUCACUGUGUGUCAUGUUACCAAGAAACUCAAUGUCCAGGCUGUGUUAUUCAAGGUUGUAACCAAUGUCAAGUACACAAUGAUUCCUUGGUAUGCGCUGAUUGUCGAGAGGGACAAAGUUUCAAUGGUAAAACAUGCGUAUCAAACACAUCAUUGUGCUCAAAAGAAUGUUCUACGAAUUGUGAUAUUACUGGAAUAUGUCAAGGAGAAUGCAAUGAAGGCUGGACUGGUGAAAAAUGUUCCGAAAAAUGUAACAGCAAAUGUUUAAAGUGCUCAAAAGAUAACGGAAAUAUGUGUCUACUGUGCAAAGAUAAUGUUCACUCAACCUAUUGCAGUUUAGCAUGCAACCCGGCAUGCAUAUUGCAAAGUGGUAAACCUACAUGUGAACAUGCAGGCGGAUAUUGUUUAAACGGAUGUAACCAAUCAUAUUGGGGCGACACGUGUGAUAAACCUUGUCCUGGAGGAUGUAAGGAUAUUAAAUGUGAUAGAAACAACGGUGCAUGUACGGAUGGAUGUAAGGACGGACUGACUGGAGAUAAAUGCACUCAAACUAUCACUGUCGAGAUAACAACUAGAGCAAGCUCACAUCAAACUUUAACUGAGGGAACAGAGAUAACAACUAGUCAAACAAGAGUAAGUUCACAACAAACUUUAACUGAGGGUACACAGGUGUCAAUACAAGAAAAGAAAGAAAGCAACGAACUUAUUAUAGGUGCAUCAGCAGGAGGAGGCGUUCUAAUCUUGAUACUGAUAAUAGUGGGAGUUUGUUUUCUAAAACGAAGAAAAAAAUCCCCGAGAGAAGAAUCCGAUCAACAUGAGGCAGUUAUUACAGAAGAUCAAAAUGUUUAUGCAAAACCAAUGAAGAAAACGGAAGCAGUUGAUGAAAUUCAGGACUACAUAUAUGCACAACCUAAUAAAACACACAAGCUCAAGAAACCUAGUAUGAGAGAAAUUAGCAAACCAAAACCAAUGUAUGAUAAUUUUGCCAUAGACUUAGAUGAUAGAAAAACUGUCUCAGAUGGUACGUAUUCCACUAUCACUAUUGAUGGAGAUCUUCAAAACAAAACAGAAAAAGAAACGGAUGUUGAUGAAAUAGAAUUAGAAGAAUUAGACGAAGGCAAUUCUAAACUUAUCGAAAAAGAAGUAAAUCCACCGAGUGCUGAUUUGUAUUACAAUACAGCGAGUUUGGUUAGAAGCCGGUAUCAAAUAUCUGACCUUCUUGAACACAUCAGGAAGAAGACUGAUUAUGAAGAUGAGUUUGAGAAACUACCGAAAGGUUUGACAAGGCCUUGCGACGAAGCUCUAACCCGGAAUAACCGCAAGAAAAAUAGAUACAACGGAGUGUAUGCAUAUGAUGCAACUCGUGUUGUCUUAAAAAGUAAAACUUACAUCAACGCAAAUUACAUUGAUGGACACAAGAAGUCACCAGAGUACAUAGCUUCUCUUGGACCAACUAAAGAUACAAUGAAUGGCUAUAAAGACUUUUGGGAGAUGGUAUGGGAAGAAAGAACAGAUAAAAUUAUUAUGUUGACCAAUCUAGAUGAGUCUGGGAAAAUGAAAUGUGAGCAGUACUGGCCUGAUCAAGGGAAAACAAAGAAUUACCAUGGAUACAAAGUAGUGUGCAUUGCUGAGAAAAUAUUUUCAGAAUUCACUUUAAGGGAGUUUUCUGUUAAUGUGCAGGGUUCUGGAUCAAGGAAAGUGACACAAUAUCACUAUACCGCCUGGCCCGACCGAUCCGUUCCAGACAAUGUUGCCUCUCUGGUAGAGUUUAGAAACAAAGUUGAACAAUCAAAGUCAAAUGAUGCUGGCCCAAUGGUAGUACAUUGCAGUGCAGGAAUCGGUAGAACUGGAACCUAUAUCGCAUUGGAUACACUUAUACAGAUAGGCAAGAAUGAUAAUUAUGUUGACAUUUUUGGUCGUGUGAUGGCGCUACGUGGACAAAGAGGCCACAUGGUGCAAAACUUGGAACAGUAUAUAUUUCUUCACCGAUGUCUUCUGUAUGCCCUCACGUGCGAUCCCGAUCCACUUCCGGUCACACAUAUUCCUCGUUUGAUGACAGAUGAUAAAAUAUCACAUCAGUUUCAGACAUUUACUGAUGUUGUUAUGCCGGAAGACUUGGAUGGGAAAUCAUCUGCUAACAAGAAAAUAAGGAAGGAAAAUAGACACGGAGCUGACAUUCCUGGCGAUGAUUACAGAGUGAGUACUGUCAUCACAAAGGAUACGAAAAUCCAUACAAAAUUCAUUGUAUCGCAGACGCCAAUGUCGAAUACAGUGGAAGACUUUAUAUCGAUGCUUUAUCAAGAAAAAUGUGCUUGUGUCAUUAGUCUAGACGACGAACACCUAAAAGAUAAAUCUGUCGGACAUUAUUUACCACAAGAUGAAAAGGCGUUCAAAGUUGGUCAUUUCCAAGUAACUUGUAAGACGGUUGACACAACGGAUUAUGGUACAAUACGAGACAUGACAAUAUCACGCACUGGAUUGCACCUUUCUGGAGGAGAGCUGCAUUUGAAACAUUACCAGUAUAACGGAUGGAAUCAGUCAGAAAAAGUCCCACAUAAAGUUGAACCGUUUGUAAAGCUAGCCAAGGAUGUUGAGAAUAAGGUCAAAGGUCAAAGUGAAGAAAGACCAAUCGUAGUUCAUUGCUUGACUGGUGCUGAACGAAGCUGCUUAUUUUGUGCUGUCUCUAUCAUAUCAGAAAAGUGUUUCUUUGAGAAAGAAAUUAGUGUCCUGAAUACCAUUUGCCAACUGCGUUCAAGGAGGAAGUCAGCUUUUACUGACAUUGCACAAUUCAGGUUUUGUUACCAACAUGUAAAAUAUCUUGCUGAGAUUUCCGACAAGAAGAAAUACUAUAAUAUGAACGAGCUGUUGUGAACAAUGGUUGAAGAAAUUCGUCUUUACGAUCAAUUAAUUACUUGCCCAUUGUCCAUUUUUACACAAAUUUGACACUUGUUUAAAGGCUGAAAAUGCUAAUAGCUUUAUUUUUCGAAAGCAUUUUUUGUGUCUUGUUGCAAUCUCUGAAAAGACAUACUACUAAUUAGUCAUGCAUAAAGCUGAGACAUAUUGUUUUAGUGUUGUUUUCAUAAACAAAUUAGUUAUAGUCUUUUGGUAUUUUAUAUGAAAUCAAAAUGCAAUAUUGUUUACAUUUUCCUUACCUUUAUCUAAAAAAAAUUUCACCUCUUCGAGCACCGUUUUCUUCAGGUGAUACGCAUCUUACAUGUUCUUAAUUCAAUUUUACACCAUAACAAGGGAUACGUUUCCCUUUACUCCUAAUAAGAACACUCAUUGUUUAGUUUUUUUGAAUUCUUGUUAGGACACGUGUAUAAAUAUGAUGAACAUUUUCAAUAUCAAUACUGUGAUGUUUUGAAAUAUUGUUAUAACGGUUUUCUAACUGGUUUUUGUUUAGUUAUCUAAAGUCGCUUGUAUUUUGUUAUUUACGAUGCAUUUAGCGAACAGUAUACAUUUGUGUGCUUAAUAUAAACAUUUUGAUUUUAUUUUACUAUGUGCUGGUCAUAUUAUUUUAUUAUUGAAAAACAUGAUACUUAUUUUCUUAUUGAAUAUUUAAAAGUAUAUAAUUCAAUAAUAUAAUAUAAGACUUCACAUUUUAUGCAAGUUAAUUGUCAUGUUCGGGAUUUGACAUGAUAUGCUUGGAAAGACUUACAUAUACUACAAUGAAUCUAGUAAUGAUACAAGAAACUGGCAAAAACAAUAACU